ACGAAGUAAACCAACGCCACCUAGGAAGGUGGCGUUGAGUAAACACGUGUUGGUGUUGAUAUUCAGUAAACACGAACGUUCAAAUGAAAUUAAAAUGUCCAGACCACCGCCCGAUCCUAUAUUUACUCUGAGACAUCAUACUGGUGAAGUUACGAGUCUUAGUUUCGUCGACGAAUUAUCUGAUUAUCCUCAUCUUUUAUCGGGUAGCACAACUGGUGAAGUUUUCCUUUGGAAUUUGGAGACCUACAGAGUCGACAAUAAAUUGGAAGCACACGAAAAUAAACACAUUCUGUGGGUCGAAUCUCUUGAAAAUAAUAUUUUCACGCAAGGGCGAGACGGUUUAGUGAACAUCUGGAACUACGACGACAACGAAAAAUGGAAAAUUAGUAGAAGUAUUCCAGCACCAACAGCUGGAUUUUGUCAGUGUGAUAUUUCAAAAUUAAAGAAUUUGAUUGCUGUACCAGGUGAGAAAGCUUGCCAAAUAGAUUUGUACGAUCUUGAAAAAUGUAGUUUGGUAUCAACACUCAUACCAGAAUCACCAGAUAAAUAUGGAAUGUGCAUUUGUGUAAAAUGGUUAAAGACAGAAAACUAUAUUCUCUGUGGUUACGAAAAUGGAAAAAUUAUCCUUUGGGAUGUAACUCAAGCAGCAGUAGUAUCAGAGUUAAUGUGUCACAAGGAACCAGUAUUUGGAUUAGAUUUUGAUGAUUCUGUGAAGUGGGAAGGAAUUACCUGUUCGGCAGAAGAAAAGCUUUGUGUAUUUUCUAUGAAAAAUUUUUCGAGUCUGGUAGAAAAGAACUGCAUUGUUUUGCCAGUGACAGGUGCAUCUUCUGUUGCAGUGAGACAAGAUGGUAAAAUUGUGGCAUCUGGAGGUUGGGAUGGAAUUAUUCGCCUGUUUAGCUGGAAAACACUGAAACCGCUUGCAUAUCUAAAUUUUCACAAAUCAGCUAUAAACAGUUUGAAAUUUUAUGAUGGUAAAUCAGAAAAUCAUGCAAAACUAUUAGCUGCCGGUUCAAAAGACAAAAGGAUAACACUCUGGUCCAUAUAUAGAGAUAAAUGACAGUUUAUUAUUUCUUUGUACAUGAAAUUUCAAUAUAAACAAAUUGCUUGGACACGUGUAUCUUGGAAAAAUAUUUUGUUUUCACAAAAUAUCGUGUUGCGAUCUUUUAAUAAUAAAACUCAAAAA
Centruroides sculpturatus (bark scorpion) is the source of this 1183-nucleotide messenger RNA. RefSeq names its product guanine nucleotide-binding protein subunit beta-like protein 1. Gene Ontology annotation, molecular function: protein binding. Lineage: Eukaryota; Metazoa; Arthropoda; Arachnida; Scorpiones; Buthidae. The transcript has 3 exons. Bases 95 to 1057 code for a protein of 320 amino acids. The record is from RefSeq and is a predicted model, not a curated record.